This is a messenger RNA of Macadamia integrifolia, 1674 nucleotides long. RefSeq names its product phytosulfokine receptor 2. Gene Ontology annotation, molecular function: ATP binding; protein kinase activity. Bases 304 to 1488 code for a protein of 394 amino acids. Gene Ontology annotation, biological process: protein phosphorylation. NCBI's taxonomy places the organism in Eukaryota, Viridiplantae, Streptophyta, Magnoliopsida, Proteales, Proteaceae. The transcript has a single exon. The record is from RefSeq and is a predicted model, not a curated record.
UCUUUAUAGAAAACCAUUGACUCGUCCCAAGUCUAUUCCAACGACUCCACUGCACUUCCACUGCAAGCCCACACCGCCUUCCUCGAACCACCGUUAAUGGCGGCUCCCUUUCUUCCACUCUUCCUUCUCCCUUCUUCGUUUUUUACUUACAGUCUAGUCAAACCUCUGACAACGUUUGCUCAAUUUUUCUUCAACGUCUCUCGCAAGUAAACCCUAAAAAUCCAACUAAAAUCUCCCUAAUUUCUAACUUCUCCUCUCACUUUCCCCACUUUCUCACCCCCAGCCCAAUCCUGUGUCUCACUCAUGGAAUCCACUGUUGCGGCCUUACUUGCAGCCUCUGCGAGCUUCGUCGUUGUAACCCUAACUUUUGCCCUAAUCUUCUUCGUUUGCAAAUUAAACACAAAGCCAAAAACCCAAACCCGAAGCCGUACCAGACCAGAACCUAAUAAUCUUACCUCUUCCUUCCACAUCGAUGAAAGCGCAUCGUUCGAUCCUUCCCUCAAUCAGAUCUCCAUGACUGAUCUCAUGGUCGCCACUCGUAAUUUCGCCAGCGACGGAAUCAUCGGAGACGGUAGCUUCGGCCUGGUCUACAAAGCUCGGCUUUCCAACGGCUCCGACUGCGUCACCGUCGCCGUCAAGAAGCUAAGCGAAGAUGCUUUCCAAGGAAGCCGUGAAUUCCACGCCGAGAUGGAAACCCUAGGUAAGAUUCGUCACCGCAACCUCGUUAAGAUCCUUGGCUACUGUGUUUCCGGCGAUGACCGGAUCUUAAUAUAUGAGUUUAUCGAGAGGGGAAGCCUUGACCAAUGGCUUCAAGACACGUCACCUGUUGUGGAUGACAUGUCAUGGCCGUUAAAUUGGGAAACGAGGAUCAAGAUCAUAAAGGGUGUAGCCCUAGGCCUCUCAUUCCUACACGGUUUAGAAACCCCAAUCAUCCAUAGAGAUAUCAAGGCGAGUAAUGUGUUAUUGGACUCAGAAUUUGAGGCACACAUAGCCGAUUUUGGAUUGGCUAGAAGGGUCAACGCAUUUUCUUCACACGUGUCAACCCAAGUCGCCGGAACGAUGGGGUACAUGCCGCCGGAGUAUAAAGCCGGCGUCACUCUGGCGACAUUAAAGGCCGAUGUGUAUAGCUUUGGGAUAUUAAUGCUAGAGGUUGCGACGGGGCGGCGGCCGAAUUGGCCGGUGAAGAUGGAGAAUGGGAGGGAAGUAGGGUUAAUUGAGUGGGCGAUGACGAUGGUUGCGGAGGACCGGCAUGUCGAAAUGAUCGAUAAGACUCUGUCUAGAGACGGGUUGAAGGUGGAAGAGGUUAAGGAGUUCCUAAGGAUUGCAUGCUUGUGUGGAAGUGAGAUGUCAAGGGAGAGGCCUUCCAUGGGGGAGGUGGUGACAAUGUUGGAUUCAAUUUGUGAUCAAUGUGAUGAGAACAAAGACAAGGAGGUCCAAGAACAUUCUAUAAAGAUUGAUUCCGCAACAACUGAAGAAAACAUCAGUUGAGAGUUGAUUGGAGAGAGAAUCUAUGUAAAAGACCUCAUUUAGUUACGAUGAGACUUAAUUAAGUUUGAGUUGUAUGUGCAUAUAUAGUUUAAGUGGUUUUCAUUGUAUUAGGAAAUUUGAAAGUGAGGGUGGAUGGUGAUUAGCCAACCCGUUUUAAUUUAGUGAAGCCAAUUUAUUUAGGGUCAA